CAACAAAAACCCUAAAAAAUGAACCCCGUCUUUCUCCUUCUCAUCAUCCUCCUCCCCAUCUUCUUCUCCACCAUCCUCCUCUUCCGAAAACCAAGAAAACCAUCCAUCAAUGGCGGUUCCACCACCGUCACCUUCAAAGACUUACUAAAAAACGGCCACCGUUUCCUAGAUUGGACCACCGAGCUCCUCCUCUCCAGCUCCAUCCACACCAUCACCAUGCCCUCCACCGUCAUCACCUCCACCCCUUCCAACGUCCAACAUAUCCUCAAAGCCCACUUCCCCAACUACCCUAAAGGCCCUUCUAACAUCUCCGUUCUCCACGACCUCCUCGCUGACGGCAUCUUCAACGCCGACGGUGACCACUGGAUUCUCCAACGCAAAACCGCCAGCCACCACUUCAACACCAACUCCAUCCGCUCCUUCCUCACCACCACUCUCCAAUUCCAAACCACCACUCACCUCCUUCCGAUCCUUUCCGCUGCCGCCGUCUCCGGCGACGCUCUCGACCUCCAAGACACUCUUGAACGCUUCUCCUUCGACAACGUUUGUAAGCUCGCUUUCAACGUCGAUCCUUCCCUUCUCGCCGGUGACUCCGUCGAAGGCGCGAGAUUCGCCCGAGCUUUCAAGACCGCUGUUGCUGUCUCCGUCAACCGGUUCGCUCAACCCCGGUUUCUCUGGCGGCUUCGGCGGCUGCUAAAUCUCGGCGAUGAACGGAAGUUGAAAGAAGCUAUGAAGAUAGUGAAUGAGUUCGCCACCAGAGUUGUUGAAGAGAGGAUGAUGAAAGGGAAAGCUGGAGGAGGUGAUGAUCUCUUGUCCAAGUUCAUCCAAGACGACAACGCCAACAACUCCGACCAACUACUCCGCGACAUCAUCAUCAGCUUCGUGCUGGCCGGGCGUGACUCGACAUCCAGCGCCCUCACCUGGUUCUUCUGGGUGGUCUCUUCACGGCCAGAGAUCCGGCGAGCAAUCCGGGACGAAAUCUCAUCGGUAAGAGCCAAACAUGGAAGUGAACCCGGGCAGGCAUUUAAGCUAGAGGAGCUGAGAGAGAUGGAGUACUUGCACGCGGCGUUGUCGGAGUCGCUGAGGCUUCAUCCGCCGGUGGCGCUGAACCCGCGGGCGUGCUUGGAGGACGACACGUUGCCGGACGGGACGAGAGUGAAGAAAGGUUGGUCGGUGAUGUAUAGCACGUAUGCGAUGGGGAGGAUGAAGAGCAUAUGGGGAGAGGAUUGCAUGGAGUUUAGGCCGGAGAGGUGGGUGGUGGAUGGAGUGUUUCAGCCGAGGAGCCCGUACGAGUUCCCGGUGUUCCAUGCAGGGCCAAGGAUGUGUUUGGGAAAGGAGAUGGCGUAUGUGCAGAUGAAGGCGGUGGCGGCGAGCGUGCUGGAGAGGUUUGAGGUGGAAGUGGCGCCCGGGGAGGAGAAGGAGAGAGUGCAUGGCUACACUAUUGUGCUUAGGAUGAAGGGUGGCUUGCCUGUGCUUAUCAAGAAUAGGGAUUUAAGUUCAUCUGAAUGAUGUUUGUUGGGUCUUGUGCUUAUUAGGAAUAGAGAUUAAGUUCAUCUGAAUGGUGUUGUUGGGUUCUUGUGCUUAUUAGGAAUAGAGAUUAAGUUCAUCUUAAUGGUGUUGUUGGGUUCCUUAGCUUCAUCUUUUGUCCUAAAUUUGUUAAAAAAAAUAAAAUAAUAAAAGGGCAAAAUAUCAAAAUAA
This is a messenger RNA of Dioscorea cayenensis subsp. rotundata (Guinea yam), 1698 nucleotides long. RefSeq names its product cytochrome P450 94A1-like. Lineage: Eukaryota; Viridiplantae; Streptophyta; Magnoliopsida; Dioscoreales; Dioscoreaceae. The transcript has a single exon. Gene Ontology annotation, molecular function: iron ion binding; oxidoreductase activity, acting on paired donors, with incorporation or reduction of molecular oxygen; monooxygenase activity. The record is from RefSeq and is a predicted model, not a curated record. Bases 19 to 1509 code for a protein of 496 amino acids.